Molecule: messenger RNA, 1022 nt
Organism: Mycetomoellerius zeteki
Lineage: Eukaryota; Metazoa; Arthropoda; Insecta; Hymenoptera; Formicidae
Gene: veli
Product: L27 and PDZ_signaling domain-containing protein veli
Exons: 5
Coding region: 265-861 (198 amino acids)
Molecular function (GO): protein binding
Source: RefSeq, a predicted model, not a curated record
AGAAGUUGUGUAUUUAGUAUGGUUUUCGAUAGGUUGAAAUUCUUAUGAAAUUCUUAUUCUGUUUCCUGUUCCCUAUUUGUUCGAUUAUGCACAGUUGAAAUUGACCUAUUUAUAAUCGAAAGAACGAUCAACAUUACUUAAAUAUAAAUUUUGCAGUGGCAAAUAAAAACCUUAAACUGUAUUUUUAUCACUGUUUUGUAGUAUAUACAUACGCAAACAGAAGUAUAACUGAGAAAGAAAAUCACAAAUUGUUAUAACAAAAAUAUGGCUACCAUGGGCGAGCCUCUCACUUUAGCAAGAGAUAUCAAAAGAUCUAUAGAAUUAUUAGAUAAACUACAGAAAGGAGGAGAGGUUCCUACAACAAAGUUAGCAGCAUUACAGAAGGUGUUACAAAGUGAUUUUCUAAGUGCAGUACGAGAGGUAUAUGAGCAUGUUUACGAGACUGUCGAUAUUCAGGGAUCACAGGAUGUACGUGCAUCUGCAACAGCAAAAGCAACUGUUGCUGCUUUUGCAGCUAGUGAAGGUCAUGCACAUCCACGUGUAGUCGAAUUACCUAAAACAGAAGAAGGACUUGGUUUUAAUGUGAUGGGAGGUAAAGAACAGAAUUCGCCGAUUUAUAUAUCUCGCAUUAUCCCUGGUGGUGUUGCUGAUAGACACGGUGGUUUAAAACGUGGAGAUCAGCUUUUAUCUGUUAAUGGAGUGUGUGUCGAAGGUGAAAAUCAUGAGAAGGCAGUGGAAUUACUAAAGCAAGCUCAAAAUUCUGUAAAAUUAGUAGUUCGUUAUACUCCACGUGUUCUCGAAGAAAUGGAAUUACGUUUUGAUAAACAGAGAGCUGCUCGUAGGCGUCAACAUAUGCAAUAAAUAUAAAUGCAAAAUAUUUAAUUCUCACUUAAAAAAUGCAAAUUUAUUGGCUAUAGUCUACCUAUACGUCUAUACAUUUAAACUAUUUAUGCUUUAUGUUAUUAGUUAUAAUUUGGCUAGUGUACAACUGAAUUAUAUCCGUAUAUUUAUCCAUCAAUAAA